This is a messenger RNA of Lymnaea stagnalis (great pond snail), 29007 nucleotides long. The record is from the annotation of a GenBank genome assembly. NCBI's taxonomy places the organism in Eukaryota, Metazoa, Mollusca, Gastropoda, Lymnaeidae.
AAAAUAUCCAAACAAUGAAACAAGUGUUAAGGAAAAACAAUAUCAUUGUUCAUUUCAAAUAAAUAAUCGAAUAUUAUUUCUUGGGUAAACCUCAUGUAUUUUUCGUGCAUGGCGAUUUUAGAAGUUUGUUUAAAGAAAUGGAAUUAACCUUGUGAAGCAGGUCUAUUUCAAACCAGGUAUUAAUCUUAAAGUAAUAGAAUCAUAUUGAACACAAAUAUCACAUCUUACUUUGUUUCUUAUGUACAUCAAGAAGUUUUUUAUUCACGAACUAUGUGACUGGUGUGCAGUGUAAUGUCAUGUAAAGUAAAGCUUUAGUAAAGAGUAAAGACUACUACACUACUAUACUACUAAGUAAAAGUUACAAUUUCAGGUAGUGUAGACUGUAGAGUAGUAGACUAAAAGUAAAGUGUAGAGUAGGGUGACCAAAUCAUGAACUGGAAAAAACGGGACAUACCCAAGGGGGGGGGGGUGGAUAAAGAGGGAUUUAGGGGACUCUGCUGGAAACUGUUUAUUGAAAUAUGCUCAUUCUAACUAUCUUGAGACCUAGGCCUAGAAAUCUUUUAAAAUUACUUUCACGGUAAAUUAUUAGAGAUCGUCCAGCGAUGGCCGCCAUCUUGGUUGACACAACCAGUUAAUCCUGUCACUAAUGUAUCCCUAAAUCGAUCCCUAUGCCUAACCUAAACCCUAAAUCGAUCCCUAGCCCUAUGCCUAACCUAACCUGAACCCUAAAUCGAUCCCUCAACCUAACCUAAACCACUAAACCCUAAUUCACUGUAACUGUCACUAUAAUAAACGCACAAAUGACAUCACUGGAUGAUCUCUAAGAAUUAGCCACUUUCACUUUUGUUAUUUAAUAUUAAUAUAAACCCUGAAGCAUAUCAUAAACGAAAACAAUAAUUUUGCAGUGAAUACUUAUUUAUUUAUAAAUAUUUUACAACAUAACACUAAUACAACUACAACACAACAAAUUAAAUUUCUCUAGUCUAGGACUAGGAUUUAAAUUGAGGAUAUUAAUAUUAUAUUAGUAUUAGGCUGUUGUCCCGGCCAUUGUUUUAAAAACUCCUUCUUAUCUACUAUGUGAAAAUGUGUUUGGUUUUAGAAACGGGUACAAUUGUGAAAAAACUGGACUUUUGAUCACCCUAGUGGAGAGUCACCUGUUUAACUGUCACUGUAGAGUGUAGAAGUAGUCACAUACUAUCAUUUACUAUGACUUAAUUAUAACUAUAACUAUAUAUUGGUAAUUAGUAUAUAUACUAGGGAUAACAAUACUUGUUCACGCACCGUUCUGCGCAUGUCCUAAAAUGUCGAUAAAAUGUGUUCUACAAUAUGGCGUACGGCUACACGGUAUCUUUGGAAAAUUGCAUACUACGUAGCCUUUGUUUAUUAAAUAAUGCUUUCCUCAUCAGUGACGUAUCAGUUUUUGUGUUCCGGUGAUAUAUUGAUUUAUUCCACUAGAUUUUUUGUGUAUCCCGGACAGUAUUAUUAUAAUGACUCGGUUAGUAUAUAAAUCGUAUAAAAUACUUUUUUACUAGUUAAGCAACCAAAAUAUGGUUUAGUUAUACCCAAUCUACAUUCAUUUUAAGAGUUUUUUCAUUAUUUGAGUUAUUAUCUUGACUUUGUCUAUAAAAAGUUAUGCAUCCCACGAAGGAGUGGGGGUACAAAAUUGUCAUUUUUUUUAUUUUGAUCAAGAGGCCGGAAAUGGCUGCUAUCACUGUGAUUCGUUAAUGUUAAAUCCUUAAACAGCUAAAUAAUGAUAAGACGUUUAAAAUGAAUAAUUUUAAGAAAAGAUUAUAACCAAAGUUUAAUUAUGUAGUAACCAAGGGUUGGUUUUAAGUUUUAUUUAUUACGUUAAAAAUUGUGUACGGUACCGGUAGACAGUUUAUCGUUCUUCAUAAUUAUUGAAUCAAUAUUUAAAUUUAAUAGUGUUAUAAUAGUAAUGUCAAUAAUAAUAAUCGUUUUUCUCUUAAUAAUUAUUUCAGAGAAUAUUACUAAAAUUAGGCCGAUAUAUCAGUUAUAAUUAUAAACAACUGUUAUUAUAAUCCUGCCUAAGCUUAAUUUUUCAUAAUCAUAAUUCUAUUACUAGUACUACGACAAUCAACAACCACACUUACUAAUAAUAUAUUUUUUAGUUAAGCCUAUAUAUAACAGUUUUAUUAAAAUACAUCAAAUUAAUAAACAAGAAUCAAACAACAUCAUCGUUGUAAUUAUAUUUUUAUUAGAACAUAGAAAAGCAGUACAUAGACAAUUAUUUAAUAUAUCAAAUAACAUUUUUUAAUAAAUUAGUCUCAUCAUCAUAGAUGAUUUUGAGUAAUUUUUAUUUAUAAUUACAUGCGUUCCAAUUUAUAUAUAUAAAAAAAGACUACUUACCUUUUUAUAAAUAUAAUAAUUGAUUUAAAAUGUAAAACAAGCAUAAUAAAAUUAGUUAAAAUUCAAUAAACAUGUUAUUUUUUCGUUUUUUCCUGUAUAAAUGAUGAUUUUCCCAAUUUUUCUGUUCACUUUUUUCUGAACAUACCCACAAAUAAAUAAUUUAAAAAAAUAAAAGUCUUGAUGUUAUGUAAAAGUUUUGUUGUUUAUUGGGUUGUAUAUUGCAUUGAGAAUGUCUCCUGAAAAUUUGGUAGCAUUAUCUUUUAAAAUCCAAAAGUUUUGGGCAAAAUAAGGCAGAUAUUUGGAAAGUGGGUCACACGUUUUUUCAGUUAAAUACUAAGAUAAAGAAGGGGGUCUUAAAAAAUCACCAAAAAAAUCAUAACUCCACUUCUAUAAAAGAUAGAAAGAUGAAAUUGGUGUUGUUGUAAAGCUUAUAGCUACCCCUUUAAAAUGAUGUAUCAUUCAUGUCGAUCGGACAAUAUUUAAAUUUUGUGUCAAAGUACCUAUAUAUACAGUAGUAUGCAUAAUACAUUAUUUACCUGUUAGGACUACUGAGGCUGAGUGUUACUAAUUACUACAUUAGUAGUGUUGUAAAAUUAGUUAGACCCUAGAAUAAGACCUAGACUUCUUCUAGUUCUAGCCGCCUUGAGUAUUAGUAGUACAAGUACAUUUAGUUUUAGUUGACUUGAGGAUCAAUCAAGUACUUAAAUGGAAAGACUUGACUGCCAAUCCUUGGACUUGGUUCAUCAUAUUGAUAUUAAAUUUAUUCAUCAUAACAUUUAUUCAAGAGUUUGCCUUGCCAUUAUUGGCAUGGCAUAUGAUUUCAAUUUCAUAUAGGGAGUGGGUGUUUCCUCCGCUUCCAUUUCCAUUUUAUUUUUGCAUAUAUAUAUAUAUAUAUAUAUAUAUAUAUAUAUAUAUAUAUAUAUAUAUUUUUUGUCUUAUUCUUUUUUUUUUUUUCAUAUAGAGAGUGUGUGUUUCCUCCGCUUACAUUUACAUUUUAUUUUUGUAUAUAUAUAUAUAUAUAUAUAUAUAUAUAUAUAUAUAUAUAUAUAUAUUUUAUGUCGUAGUCUAUUAUUUUAUUGUCAUGUUCAAGAGUUCUCUGAUCCAAUUCAUCCAGUUUGAAUUAGGUUAGAUCCAGUCCUGAACUUCAGAAAACCCAGACCAGACACCAUUUUUGAGCAACACAUUAACUAUAAUUAACUCUGUGCCCUUUCUGUUUACUGAAGAGUUUUCCAGUCCCAGAGUGUCAGAAACAGCAGCCUAAUCACUUUUUAAUGUGAUUUAUUACUCGAGGCAAUAUGUGACUUUGUCAGCUUUGCCAAAUCUGAGGUCAUGUGCCGGGCAACGAAAGCAAAAAUAACAAGUCAUAAAAAAAGCCUCUAUUAUAAUGUAGAUCGGUGUUUGUUUUGGCUUUUAUUUUUUCCCUUUGAAAACCUGAAGUAACAAGUUACUAGCAUUGAAUCUGUAGUACAAAUGAGGCAAAUGUUUCAGUCUCACUUUUUGCAACUAAUUCGUGGAAACAAUGGCACUUCUGCAAGAUAAGACUCAGCCAAAAAUGUAUAAUAGAUUUAAAUACUGUCCCAUUGCCAUAAAUGAUACACCAUUAUAAGGGGCUAACUAUAAACUUUAUGAAAAACAUCAAUUUUAUCUUUCUAGCUUUUAUAGAAGUGGAGUUAUGACUCUUUUUUUUAGUGAAGCUUUUAAACCCUCUUAUUUAUAUUGAUACUAGCUAAUAUACCCCGCAUUUCUCAGGAUUGCAUUAGGAAAAAACAAACUUCUACAGCUUUUCAAUUAAUAUUGAAAUUAAGCGUCAGGUUAAAAAAACAAAAAAAAAGAACGCUAAAGUAAAAACAUAAAAUAAUUAAUUUGUCUCCUAUAAAAACACAUAUAUAAAAAUUUUUGUAAAACUUUCGUUCUCCGAUGGGAUCCUGAUCCUGUUGGGCUCCCAAUCGGAUCCCGUUUCCUGAUGGCAUCCCGUUUCCCAGAGAUUGUGAUGGGAUCAUGAUCCCGGUGGUAUUCCGUGGGUCACCUGAUCAAGUCGGUAUCCCAAUACAUGUGGGAUCCAGUUUCCCGAUAGGAUACCAAUUAGAUCCCAUUACCCAAUGAGUCGUUCUCCAUUAGGAUUCAUUUCCUCGUUGGGAUUUGAAUAUGUAUUGAAUUAUUUAAACAGAGACUUUGUUCACUGUCCACAUUAAAAAACUAGUCACUGGCCUGAGUUUGUAAAAUAAUCCAAAUAUUAUUAAAGGUAAUUUAAAAGAUAUUUUUGUACUUAUGUUCCAGAGAAAAGUAAUUUAAAGGUUAAAGUCCAGUAGGACACCAUCUUUACUUCCAAAAUGGCUACAUCAUUGGCAGCACAGUUAAAAAAACUUGCAGUGCCUGAAACUCAGUAUCUUCUUAGUGGAGAUCUUAGACAGGCCUCCUUUCUCUAUGAUGACAGAGAGGCUGCUAAAUUUGAAAAGCAGCAUUUCUACAAUAUUGGUAGGUGGUUAACUUGAGCAUGUAAAUAGUUACUUUCUUUAUGUCAGUCCUCAUGGUCUGUAAUUAUAAUAUAUUCUGAAUAAGUACAUGAGGAUGAGUAAUUUAUGAUAUGUAAACAUCUAUAUUGGUCUGUGUUAAAUGACUUUUUGCAUGGGAUUUUAAAGUGCGUUGUCUUUCUUUCAGGUAUAAAUGGCCUUCAGCAGUUGAUUGAAAAAGAUGAAGGAUUCUUGGAGUAUGAGCAAAAUUUGUUUAGUCCAUCUUCUCAGUCCUUGCAGCGCUAUGUACAAACAUCAGAUAUCAACAAACAGCUAGAUAUAACAAUCACAAGAUUUCUCCUCCAGCUAUCACCUUACAUGCAGUUGAGAGAAGCACAUAAAGCUAUGGAAUGGAUGGUUCACAGGUCCUUUUUCAUUACUCAAAGCCUUCUGAUAUUUUCACCUAUGUUAAAUUAAUUUAAUGUAAUUGCUUUUUGUAUUUACUUAGUGGUGAUUGUUGGAUAUAUACAUUUAAAACAUCAAUAUUAUAUUAUUUAAUUUAAGCUUAUAAAUGUUCAAUAUUUUUUUAGGUAUAAUGUUCACUUGCGGAAUGUAGAUGCAUUAAUGAUGUGUGUGCUCCCUUAUCAUGACCAAGAACCUUUUAUUAUGGCUCUGCGUCUGCUAAAACUGAACAGCAAUGAGUGCAUAAAAUGGAAGUGGCUAGAGGCAGUGAAGGUUUGAAUGUUUGUUAAAAUUAUUUCUAGUGUCAAUUUUUGUUAUCAAAAUAUUUUGUAUGCUAAAAUAGUAACACUUGUUUCUCAUUUCUAAAGAGCUAUUGUUAAUCUAUUUCUAUCUGAUUAAACAUUUACAGAAAGGUGGGAGCUUUCUACCCAGACAAACACUUGUGGCACAUUGCAGAACUGCAAAAGGCUUUCUUGGGUUCAUGUGUGACUUGCUGACAAAGCACAUCGAGGUGAAUAGUGAAUUUGUAGUGUCAAUUUUAUUUUAAGAUAUUAAUGCCUGGUUGGGAGAAAGCCCAAGAAAUUGUUCCAUUUAUUGAAGAAAGCAGUCAGUGAAGACGGUUUCCCCUCAGUCCACUUUUUUUUUUUUAUACUAUCUAAGCAUAUAAAUUUUAAUGUACAAUGAUGGGAAUGUGUUUGUCCUUACUAAAUUCUCAAAUUAGUAAUUUAGCAGUAGCUAAUCAUUACAUGCUGUUAUAUUUUAAAAUAUUUCACAUAUAUAGAUUUCUGAUUAAGUUUAUUGUAAACGUUUGAUGUACUGUUAAAAUACACUGUCAUGUUGAGUCCACAUUCACCUUUUUUUUUCCUUUUAUUUAAAAAAAAAUAUAUUUCAUCACUAAAAGGGAAUAUAUUAAAAAAAUUUCACACCUCAAAUUUAAUUGGAGAAGUAAAUAUACAUAUGAUGCUAGAAAUUUCAUACAUUGUUAGAAAAAUCUCUCCCCCUCAUUUUAAGAGGUGAUUUUAGUUGACUGAUAAAAUAAAUAAGUUCAGUCAUCAACUUAAUUUACCUAUUAAUUGUCUUGCAUAUUCUACAUUUUAGGCUAACACAGGUGACUCUGGAGUGCCAUCAGCUCGACAUUUGCAUCGGGUUAUCUCCUUCUUCACACAGACAGUUCUUGCCACUUUGAUGACAGGUCCUCCAACAGAAGCCACCAUUUCCACAUUAAUACCUGCAAUCACCUUUGGCCUUCAGUCGCAUGACCUCGCUGAUCACAUGGUCUCCUCAUAUAUGAUCCUUAGUCAGCUUUUGAUGCAGACAAGUCUUGCUGACAAACUAUUAGUGUCACUGGUUAAUGUUAUAGCAAAGGUAUUUAAAAUCUAAAAACAGUUUAAUUUUUUCAGGAGGUGGUCUUCUCAAAGAGACAAAAAUAUAUAAAAUCUCAUGGCAAGAGAGUUUUAUAUAAAAGUUCAUUUAAUUAUUCAAAGUUUAAGUAAAUUAAUUAUCUUAAUUUGAUUCUUGUAUCUUAUCGAUUUUUCCUUUUAAUAUCCACAGAAUGCACAAACAGCCCUUUUUAACAGUGCUGUUUCUGUGCUAAUCAUUAUUUACCAAAAGCAAAAUAUUUCUAAAGUACCUAAAAAGUAAGUGUGUAUGACAUAUGAAUUUUAAAAAAUCUCAGUUGUUAAGUAAGCCAUGUCAUAUGUUUUGUAGAAAUAAUCUGUUUGAUUACUUUCAUAUAAAAUUCCAGUCAUUGUUGUUUAUAUUAUUAGUUUUUAUCACAAAUUUUCACAAACAUAAAGUUAAAUAUUAUUUUCUCAUGCUCACUGUUAGUUUUUUCCAGCUCGCAUACCCAAAGAUGUUUUUUUUUUUAAACCAACUGCCUUAUAUUUUACAUUUUUUCAGAAAAGCACUAUGGAAAUCCACAUUUAAAUUGUAUUCAUGAAUUAAAUAAAUAAGUUUAAAAUGUACUAGUUAGUCUUCUUUUAAUUAAAAAGUUUUCUUUUUUAAUGAGCAAUUUAAACAUAUUUCUAUUUUUUACAACUUUCAUUCCAGAGCUUUCAAGUAUUUGAUCAGAAAGCCAUCUUUAUGCCAGAUUCUCAAACAGAUAAGCAUAGAUACCAAUGCUGAGCCCUUCAUCACCCCUUUUGUGACAAUUCUAACAAAAAGGGUAUUGAAUGCUGAAGGUAGUUCAGAGAAUAGUGAGUGUAACACUGAGGACAAUGACAGCACCACACCACCAUCACUAAUUUCAAUGUUGGUUGAAAUGUUGACUCUGAUUCCUAUGGAAAAAAAGACAAUAGCUGUCACUGCCAGGUUAAUUUUCUUCUUUAAAAGUCCAGCUUUUUAUCUUGUGUCAUCAAUUGUUACAAGCUAUCAUCAAUACCUGAUUUCAUUUACUCAAGCGAGCAUUUCAUAAUUUCCUAAUAGCCAUGCAUGAUUACAACUCUAAAUGCAUAAUGCUGAAUUAGAAAUGUUAUAGAAUUAACUUUGUAAAAGAAUUUAACUCUUGUAUGGUUUUUCAAACAGGAUAGUCAUUGAUUGGUUCGCUCAGCAUGAAGCUGACAAUUCAAUGGAAGUUGAUAACUACAAUGUUCAGGGUGAUGGCCCAUUUAGGAUAUUCAGACUUUUGGAAAACAGGUUGGUUAAUUACAUCUACACCAAAUAUGUUUUAAUUUUUCUAGAACCAUACAAAAUAGUUAAUAUGCUCUAAAGAAUAAAUCUUUAUAUGAUAUAUUUUUUAUCUUUAUAUAUGUCAGAUUUUCCAAUAUUCUGGAUACUGUUAUUCAAGAAUUGAUCAAUACCACCCCUGAGAUUAAAGGAGUUGUUACAACACUUUAUGAAAAGUCAGUGGCAUCAGCUCAUCAGGAAUUAAUCACUGAUCCCAUGUCAUGCUUAGUCAUGUGCUUGCAUCAUCGUAAUAGAGCUUUGAGAAAAAAUGCUGUGGAAAGACUGCUUGGGGACUUGAACUUGGUGAGGCUCUAAAUAUGUCUCUUUUUAACACCAUCAACUUGUCUUUAUUACAAUACAAGCUAGCAGUAUUUGCAUUUAAAUCAAAAUAAAAUUAGCAAGGACCUGUUUUUUGGUUAUUUAUUUACUUCCAUCAUACAGAAGUCAUGGAUGCUCAUGAUAUAAAAAUAAAUUCUUUUGAAACAUUUCAGAUGGAUGAUAAAACAAGUGUGCAAUCUGCACUUGCCAUGCGAUUACAGGAUGAAGAUCCUUCUGUUGUUGCUGCUGUCCUGAACAAUCCAUCUGUAAGUGGUAAUUGUCAUUAUUUUAUGUAUUUAAAAAUGUUUAACAUCAUAUCAUCAUAAAACUUCAGUAACUUGUUAAUAACUGUACUUUUUAUUUUUCAGAAACUCUGGACAUUGUUUGAUGACAAGAUUGUUCUGUUCAAAACAUUGUUAAAGAAACUGCAUGCCAUUAGUCAAAAAAGAGGGGGGUAAGUAGCAUUAUAAUUUCUUAGUAAAAUGGUUUCAUUAAGUGGUUUAUUGUGUACAUUAUCUUAACAAUCAUUGAUCAAUAGAUUUAUGAAUCUUAUAAGUAAUACACAUGAGUAGAUAACAACUUGUAUCAUAUAUGGAAUUCUUAUAUCAGAUUUGAGACAAGCCUUUAAAGAAUUAGCUAUACAAUUACCUAUUUUGCCAUUAUUGCCAUUCUCAAAGUUAUAUUAGACUAAUCUCUUUAACCAAAUGUUUUUAAUAUAUUACUGACCUUCUUUAUUUUAGCAAUUCAGCUUUAAUUAGAGACCAAGUUUUGAAGACCCUGUGCUGUGUUCCAGAAAAUGUGAACAAUGAGAUGGAGAUCAUUGUGGUAAUUCUCUCUUAUCUUGUAGCCUUGGAUGUCAGAGAACUUAAUCUUGUCAAAGAAAUGCUGGCAUCUCCUAUAAUGACUUGGAAUAAAGUGUUAAUUCAAAUCAAGUUAUGUAAGUAAAUUUUUGAACAUCUAAAAUGUAUUUAACAAAAGUUUAUUUGUUUAUUAGCUAAUAAAAACAAACUUAAAAUGUACCUUUUUUAUAGUUAUUCCUUUUUUAUACACAUAUAUAUAUAUAAAUUAAAUAGGAGAUACAUUGAUGCAAUUAUAGCCAUUUUAUCCCUUUAAAUUUUAUUUACAGACCUGUUUACCCUCAAACUCUUAAAAUCGUACAAUAUCAUCACAUAAUCGUUCAAUAUAUUCUCUUGAUAGAAAAAAAAUGUGCAGUAUAUGUAAUGUAUACACCUUAAAAUCUUACAUUGUACACCAAAAUCAUAAGAGUAAACAGUUCUGUAUUUAUCUUAAAAAUAAUUUAUUAGACACUUAACACCAAAUUUAAUUUAAUGCUUCUUAAGUCUUUACGUCCCCAGGAAUUACAAAAAAGAUGAUAGAGACUUAGUAAUAUUACAUUUAUCAGAUUUAUAUUUGAUUAUAUCAAAAGUUUUAUUUUUGUGUUCUGUUAGAUUUUUUUUAAAAUUUUGUGUUUUGUUACAUUUUUUUGAGGCGCUGAGGUUUGCUCAAUCGAAUUAAUGUUUUAAAUUUUAUAUAAAGAUGCUGUACAAAGGAAUAAUAUUAAUAUCCUUUAGUGGUGCUGUAUAAUUUUGAAUUUUUUGCAUCCAAUCAUGUCAAACACAGACAGAUCAAGACAUUCAAAAAUGUGUAAUCUGAUUUUUAUCAUUUAUUUACUGUUUUUAUGGAAAAACAAAUGUGAUAUUUAAAGAGUUCAAAUCCUGUAACUCAGUGGUUUAACAUCAAAACUAUUAAGAAUUUUUUUAAUUUCUUGAAGUUGCUUACAUUCUAACUACAAAAUGUGUUUUAAGUUGUGUUGUUUUUUUCAUUCUGAAGCUUGGCAACCUUUGAUUGAUCUGCAAGAGACAAAUACGGAUGUGUUAGCUGUUUUGUUCAUGAAGCUCAUUGAUAUAAUCUCAACUUUUCUUAUGGCAAACCUUCAAGAAGCACCAAGUUUUGUAUGUAUAUUCUAUACUGGAUGUUACCAUAAAAUUGUAUUUCACGUUGGUUGUGUGUGUUUUCAAGUAUUCUUAUAGGAGCUCAUCAGAAAACUAUUUUAUACAGAAAUAAAAAUACAUUUAUUUUAAACAAUAUUUAAAUUAUUAUUUUUAUUUAAAUCUUCCUUGUAGCUUACUACUUUGUUCAGUUGCAUCACUAUUAGCCCCAGACAAGGCUCAGCAGCACUGCUAGUCAUUUAUCUCCAUGAGUCCUUAAUAAAAAGAGUGAAAAGGGUAGAGGUCAAAGCCAUUCUUCAAAGACAACUUGCUUUUGUAGUCUCUGACUUGGUUGAGAAAGUGAGUAUCUAAUUUAUUUUUGAAAAUAGCAUUUUUACCCAGACAAAUUUUAAGCCUUUCUUUAUGCCUACUUCUUAAAAAUAGCUGGUACUCAGUUGCCAUUUUUAUCAUUUUUCCUGCUUUCAAUUUGAGUAUAUUUUCUGAAAAGUGGAGUAAAAUCUGAUGGAUAAUGGUUUUCCUAAUUAUAGAUUUCAUCUCAAAUUAAUUUAGCAUUUUUAUUUUAGUGUGAAUUAAAAGAAAAAGAUAUAUAUAUAUUUCUUUGUUUUAGGGGCUAUUUCACUUCAAAUCAGAAUCAAUUGGGAAGACAGAUGGUGAAAAGGAAAACCAGAUUAUGGAUUGUUUGUGUCAGUUAGCAAGUAAAAGAAACCUGCCCUUAUUGCUUUUGACUAAAUUGCCUAAUAUGCUAGACCUUGCUGCUGUGCCGAAUACUUUGAAAGGUAGCGAAUUGUCUUUUUAAGCAUUCUGAUGACUCAUGUUUUUUCCACUGUUUUUUCCACAGCUCAUCCAACUUCUUUUAAUAUUCAUUUUAAAUCAUAACCCUUUGACAAAGGGUAAGGUAGAUUAAGCAUUGCUGUCCAACAGCUGUAAAGAAACUGAAUAUUAUUAUGUUUAGAUGUCCACUGAAAGAGAUUUACUUUAAAAGAUUUUACAGACCGAUUGCAUCACCAAAAAUAAGGUUGAUGCUGUCCAGUACAAUGAAAUCAACAAUUUAAAUCUGUGCAGAACAAUGAAAUCAACAAUCUGAAACUGUGCAGAGCAGUGAAAUAAAAAAUCUAAAAAUGACAACAUAAUUAUUAAAAACACGCCAAGUCUAUCAUAGUUCAUUUUGAACUGCAGAUAGCAUUAGAACUAGAACGAGUAUGGUGGACUAGCUUGUUGAUUUAUGGUUUCUUUUACCAAAUCAAAAAAACCUGAAUCAGGAAGUCUCUAGCUCCUAAAUAUAUUCCUUCAAAUACUCUACAGCAGUAGAAAGCUUAAACUUCAUUAAUGUGGUUAGCAUCAAAAGAGUAAAUGCGAAGGCAUAUGGAGACCUUUUAAAGGGAAUAGUUUAAAUUUUGCCAUUAGCCUUGAAGCAAUAGCAGGCAGUGAAAUGUGAAAGUGACUGCUCACCUAAUGUGUCACACCAUUCUUCAAGUGGAACACAAGAUAAUCACGGAGAACAAAAUUUAACAUUUGUAGGUUUGGCCUUAAACAAAAAGAUACAUUGAUCUUAGGCUUUUUAUACUUUUUAGAACUCCUGAGCUAUGAUUCUACUUGUAUAGUUAGUUUAUUAUAGUUGAUACAUUUAUUUUCAUAUGCCUUUUUUAGAGUUGACCUUCUGGGAACUAACUGAUGCUGAUACCCUGGAAGCUAACUGGUUGAAAACAGUCACAAUACUUACAAAUCUCUACUUUGGAUUGUCUGUAAAAAAAAGUGGCAUUAUAAAUGAGCUGGCAAAAACAAGUUUUAUCAGAGUCUUUCAGGUAAUUCAUUCAAAUUCUUUAAGUGUUUUGGAAACAAGCAUUUCUUUUCUUUUGGAUAUCAACUAAAAUCUAUUGGUUUUUGCUCAUAGACUUCAUUUUGAAUUAAAUCUGAAGUUAUACAGAUUAACUCUAAAAAUCGCCCCGGAGGGGGGGGGGGGAUGUGUGUGUCCCUCUCUCAUUAGGUACCUUUACAAUCUGGCUGGUUGUUCAAUGAAGAACAAUAAUACCAGAUUUUAUAUUUUCUUUCUUUUGGAUAUCAAAUAAAAUCUAUUGGUUUUUGCUCAUAGACUUCAUUUUGAAUUAAAUCUGAAGUUAUACAGAUUAACCCUAAAAAUCGCCCCGGAGGGGGGGGGGGGAUGUGUGUGUCCCUCUCUCAUUAGGUACCUUUACAAUCUGGCUGGUUGUUCAAUGAAGAACAAUAAUACCAGAUUUUAUAUCAUGGGAUUCAGAAUUGAAUGAUCUAUUAUUUGUUACCAGUUAUUAAAUAUCAUUUAAUUAUGUUUUGAUUUAUGGCCUAAAGAUUCAUACCACAAACAGGGAGAAUAAAAAAAAUAUGUAUUGAGACCUAAGUUAAAAUCUUUAUUGUAAUCAUCAAUGAUAACCAUUUUUACAACACAUAAAAAUUUCAAGUAAUUUUACCAACCUUUGUAUGAAUUAUGACACUUUUAAAAAUGCAUUCAUAAAUUAUUUUUUUAAGUGAAUUUUUAAAUAAUUUUAUUUUAUUUAAAACAAAAUUAAAGAAAACAUUAAAACAUAAUGAUAAUCCAGAAUAAAUUAUAGCCAGAAAAGUCAUUGCCUCUUCUUAGCGGAUCCAAUGUAAACAAAGGAAAUUUCAAAUAACUUUGCUUGUGAACAAAAACUAUUGAUAAAAUAUACACUUGAUGAACUGGAAUAAGAGAUAAUAUAAGUAAUGUUAAAUACUUGUUUUCAAUUUUCAUGAAGCCCACUGUUCACAGAAUAUCAAAAUAAAAAUAGUUUUUUUUCUCACCAUUUCCACAAAAUUUUGGAUGAAAAUCGGGUCAUGAAUGAAACCAAAACACGAUGCACAGACUAAAUUUUGUUUUAUGAAAUAUCUAAAUUUACGCUGAAAAUUGAUUUUCCUAACUAAUUUAUCCAUGAAAAAUUUCAUGUUAAAAAUAACUUUGGUAUACAUAAAAAAAAUAUUUUUUUUAAAAUGAAUGUACUUUGAGAGCGUGUGCAUGGCAUUUUUAUAUUGACAUAAAAUAUUCAGCAUUUAUUUUUAUCUAUUGUAAUAAAUCUUUCCAUGCAUUUUUAAAAACUCUCAGCUGUUCUAAAUUUUGUGUAAAAAUAUGUAAAAUGGAAUAACGAAAAUGCCUUUUCAGGUUUUUGAGAAGAUCAAAUACAAGAUUAGAUUUCUAUGCAUGAUUUGGAUGGCCAGCAAUGACCAACAUAUAAGCAGCCUUCAGAAAGCCCGUGUUUUACUGUUUUCUAAAGUGCACAUAAGCUCGCUGUCUUCACAGGAUAAAGCUGAGAUUGUAGCUGAACCCACGCCAAGUAAGAGCAUUUUCAUUAUUAAAAAAAUGGAAUGAUAGAAUUUAAUGUACCAAAAUCUUUGAACUAAAGUCGUCGUUUUUUUUUUGUCUUCACAGUAAUGCCUUGCCUGCUUGUCCUGCUAUCAAGCCCAUUUGAGCAAGUCAGAGAAAUAGCUUUUUCCAUUAUGGUAUCACUGACUAAAGAAACUGAUGUGAAAGAUUGCAAUUUUUCUUGGUUUUGUGAAAGCCUCCUCCACUAUAAACAGGAAAUCUCAAAAGAUAAUGCAUUUUUAGCUCAGGUAAAAAAAUGUGUUGUCUUGUUAUUUGCUUUUACCAUGCUAGUUGCAGUAUUAUUCAUUAUUUUACAAUUGAUUGUCAUAUUGUUUAUAUUACAAUAUUUAUUUAUGUCAUUCUUAUCCUGGCACAAUUAUUACUAUCUGUAUUUUAAUUUACAAGCAUGCGACACAUUAUGUUGCAAGAAAAGAAAGUGUUGUUGAAUAAUGUUGCUCCAGUAAACAAAUAAACUGUUUUUUUUAAGAAUUUGGGAAGUUUAAUUUCUUUUUUUACUUUGUGAAAUAAAAGGCAAUGAAAUGCUGAGCCCAAAAGUUACUUUUUUGUCACCCUGAAUAAAGUUUAAAUGGCCAUUUCAUAAACUCCUCUCAUAUUUCUAUGGAAUUUAUACUAAUUAUACCCAUUUCAUUCUGAUAGGUUGUGAAGAAUAUUUUAGAAGGAGAAGAUGCUGACUCAGAGCCUCCAUCAAAGAAGCGUAAGCGCAUCAGUAGUGCUCAACAUCAGUCACAUUGUUUAAACUAUUUACUUAACCUAAUGACUGAAGAAAUCACCCCAUGGGCUACAACUUUAGGUCUACUGGCUGUUUUGCACAGACUGGAUUCCGCUGUAAGUAUUCAUAGAUAUUACUAAAUAUUUCCUACAUAAAAAUUUCUUUUUUUAGAUUUGGUGCAGGAAUCCUGUACUGGGCUUUUAUAGUUAACCAUUGUGAUUUUAUUAUACAUUCCAUUGGACUGAAUCAUUCAUUAGAUAAGCAUUAAAAAAAAUAUGUAAAAUAAUUGUUUCUGCUAGUAAUGUUAAAUGUAUUGUCUAAAUUAAUUCUUUGUAAUACAUUAAAAAUAGGAAAGCUUCAAGCCCCUGAUGAAACUCCUCAAGAAACUCAUUGAAUCACCAGCUUCAGAUAGCAAUCUGGCAGGGCUCAAAGGGGAUCAGAUGGAAAUUGUGAAAAUGAUUCUUAAAAGAUUUACACCGAACACAGCUCUGUGUGUCUUGGAAAAGUCUGAGAGUCUUGAUGUGUUAUUAUUAGCCUUGAAGUGUUCUUUGAGGCUCAAAGAUUCAAAUGAAACUGUUCAAAUGGUGGCAUUGGAGCAGGUAAUAAUUUUCUCACUUAUACAUACUUUAUAAACUAUUCUUAUGCAUGACAAUAAAAAAAAUCAUGUCUGCGAUUCUUUUAAUCUGAGUGACAAUGUUAGCUGUAAACUAUAUCUAGCAAUAAUCCCACUGUGUUACAAAGCUAAGCUUCCAACGUCAAUUUUAGUAAUCUUAUCAGAAAAUCCUUGUUUACUCAACUUUUCCUUGGUUCAUAUGCAGUUACAUGAUGAGUUUCUGUCAACACAAAAAUGUGAAUAUUCAUUGUAAACUUUUACACACUAAGAUUGAUUAUAAAUUUAUAGGGAGUAUACAAGAUUUUUGGACACUAGACGGGGCAUUAUUUAUACCAUGAAGUGUUGUACACCAUAGAAAAUCAUGUCUAAUUUAUCUGCAACUUUACACUACAUUUACUAGGCAUUUGUAUGACAAAUCAAAGGAAGUUUAUUUCUAGAAUAAAAGGAAAGAAUAUUUAAUAUUUUUAUAUAUAUAAAACAUAUAAAUUAUAUUUUAUUUUUUGGACAGCUGAGCAGCAAACUAAUGUCAGCACUUCAUUAUUCUUCACGUCAAGCUGUGUUUACACAAGUGCUGAAUAUUUUGAGCACCACCACUAACGUGGAUGUUGGAAAACUUUCUCGUAGGGUUAUUAAACAUGUGAGAGCAUUUGCUAAUUCAAUAUUAAUUUAUUUUAUUUUUUUGUAACGAAUAACAAAGUCUCAAAUCACACAUGGCCAGAUUCUAACCAUUACAAAUCAUAAAAUUCUUAGAUCCAAAAUAUAUAUUCUUAUCGAGAACUUUAAUGAUAAUUGUUACUCUUUGUUUGUUUAGAUUAAUGUGAAAUGGAUUUUUUUUUUAAUAAGCCAUUCCAAUUAAUUAAUAUAGAAAUUUAGUUUUAUAGAUUAUUUAAAUCAGAUGACUUGUAUUUUUACUGUAUAAAAUAAUUUUGAAAGUAGCUGUAUAUGAUUAAUUUAUAAAUGUUUACAGAUGAAACUGGAAUCCAGCCUUAUUAUAGAGGAGCUAAAAUCUGUUCUUGUCAAACCAGCAGCUGCAACAAUUCGAGAGGCUAAAAGACAUAAAUUGUAAGGGGGAAAAAAUGAUGUUCCUUCAUAUUAAAACAUGCUUGAAAGAGUGGUAAUUUUCAUAUAAUAAGUUUCUUGCAUCUAGCUCUGUAAUAUGUUCUUUAAUAAUCAUAUCAGACAUAGUAACCUGGUCUCACAGGAAGUAUUUUUGUAAUUUGCAACUCCUUUUUCAACAUAUCACUCAACAUAAUUCCAGGCAAACAGCUGAGGAAUCAGAACUAGAUACGUUGCCAUGGAAACGAAUUGUCAUUCUCCUGGAACUGAUUCAGAGCAAGAAGAAAAUCUUGGAUCCUGUUCUUUUGGUGCCAGUUGCUUUCCAAACUUUGGGCAGGUAAGAGUUCAACAAAGAUUAUUAUUCCUGUUAUAGUUAUUCCAUUUUUGUUAGAUUGCCUGUUGGGACAAAGUAGACAGAUGAUUUUUAUACCAUGCCAAGAUUUCCAAGAUUUAAUGGAUUGUUAAUUAGGGAUGUUCUCUAUUCUAAGGAUGCAUUCCUUGCUUCACUGUUGAGUCCAUACCCCCCCCCCCCCCCCCCCCCCCCCAACCCCAGAAUUUUACCUAUACCCAUUGAAUUUGUUACCUCUAUUCUAUGAGGCAGACACAAGACCAUUGCACCAAAAACGUAACUUUAUAUACAGUUAUUUGAGGGAGGAAAAAGCUAUCUAAAAAAAUUUACAAUUUUGUAUUACCACACAUUUUAUUCACUUUUCUGUGUCUUAAGAGUAAUAGAGCUGGAGCAAAAAGGUUCAGGGGAGUAUAUCAAACAGCUAAUACUGGCCACCAUCAACUUCAUAUGUUCACGUCAUCAGCAGACAGUUAAUGAUGGUGAAGGUGAGUAAUUAUAUAAUUAACAUUCUCUCUCUUUUAAAAAAUGUUUUUUAUUUUUUUUUUUCACAUUUCAAUUUAGUUUUACUUCCCUUUGUUCACCAUCAUAUACAAUUGAAUUAAUUUGAAAAGGAGAAUGUUUAUGUCACAUAAGUAGCUUAUGUUCCUCUUAGGUAACUAGAUAUAAGUCAAUAGUCGGAAGAUUUAUCUUUCAGUUUUAGCUGAGAUAGUCAAAUUAUAGGACAGACAAUAAUUUUCCUUUGGAAUAGUUCUGCCUUGUCAGGAUCUCUCUGCCUGAAGGAUACAUUGGUGUAGCUUCUUAUCUUAUGCGCAAGUGAACAUUGAAAACUGUUGUUUUUUUUUCACUUUUCUAUAUGCCAAUCUAUCAACAUACCUUCUCUGCCUAUUUAUCCUGCAUGAUGACUAUUUGCACAGACCUCCCAAUCACUUGGCUGGCUACCUUCAUAUCCCUCCAAUCCAUUUCCUUGUAGUGAAGACGCCAUAGUCCAGCUGGUUUUGUUCCCUCAUCCAGGUCUUUGAGAAUGUGUCAUGACUCCAUUCUCUUGGCAUGGUCAAGCUAGCGAUUGAACCUUUUGCUCAGAGUAGAGUAGAGUGGAGAACAAAAGACACCUAUUUCACUACUUUGAAGAAUCUUAUUUAAAGUAAUAUUAAAACUAAAAUUUUUAAAAAUGAAACUAAAAGUUUAAAAAAUUCAAAUUUUUUAAAACACAUUUACAAGGUGCAAAUUUCAAUCCAAAGAAAAAUUAAGUAGUUUAAUAAUUUAUUUUGAGUUUUCACCGUCAUUGGUACUAACAGUGAUUUGUGUGACUUGAAAUGCUUAUUUUUAUCCUGAAUUUAUUUCUUCAAGCUAUAAUGCUUUUAAUAUCCAUCUUAGUAACAAAUGAAAAGGGAAAAGAAAAGUCUAUGUACAUUUUGUUUCCUUAGUCUCAAUCAAGGGAGAACAUUUGAACAUGGAGCUUAUUGUCAACUGUAUCAGAACUUCUGACAAUCCCCACACACAUCAUCAGGCUCUACUGCUUCUCAGCUCGGCAGCCAAGAUUGCUCCUGUAGGUUAUGGUAUUCUUCAUCGAUAUUUGCUACAUCUAAAAUAUACUUAUAAAACCAUUAUGAAGUAAUUGAGUGGUUCUCAACCCUAUCUAAACCAAAGGAUAGCAACUGUUAAUAUUUUCUAGUUUGCACAAUGCUUGAGCAAAAGCAAAUGAAACCAGCCUUAACUGACAUUUAGUCAUGCAAGCAAGAUUAGUUGGUCACAACUUAUUAAUUUUAACAAAUAAGGACACUAAUUACUUCUAUCACACACCCCACUGUCAGUUAAAUCUGCCAUCUAACCAUUAUUAAAAAUGUUAAUGAAGUUCUGAAAUAUAAGUCGUCAAUUUAAAGAGUAAAAUAUCUCAAGAUUUUCUCAUGGAUUACAACUGUUGGUCAAUGUCUGACUUGCCACUACAUCUCACAAACAAAAAUGCAUGUAAAUUUGUAGGAAAAUUUAAGUUUUUAAAACUAAAUGAUCAUUGCAGAUUAGGAUUUGAUGGGAGUGUUGAACACUUACGAAAUAAUCACUUUGCCAACAUUUAAAAAACUGAAGUCGACUACCACAGUAUGGAGCUGUAGUUUUUGUUGUUCUUGUAGCUUUGUUGAUUUAAAUGUGUUUCAUAAUUUUUACAUGAACAGAUUUUAAAUGGUCAAUUUUAACUGGGGGCUGCUGUUGUUAUGAUUUUAACAACAUUUUAUUAUGCAGGGCUUACUUCUGCACAACAUGAUGUCCGUUUUCACAUUUAUGGGGGCAAAUAUCCUGCGACAAGAUGAUGCUUACAGCUUCCAUGUCAUUGGCAAAAUUCUGGAAAAUGUCAUACCGGCUCUUAUAAUGGUUUGUUUUUUCAACAGUAUUCAUUUUAGAUAAUCUGGGGUUUUUUUUUCCAAUCAGUAUGACUUGCUGUAUUUGCAUAGAUCUUUCUGGAAUAUAGCUUAUGGAUAUUACACACUGACCUACUGCCUAUCUCCAAUCUUGUUAUUUUGAAAUUAUGGAAUUUUUCAAUAGUUGUUUCUGACAUAUAUGAUUUGGCUUAUAGGCUUGUGAAGAAAAGACAAAAGACAAAGAUCAGACAAAAAAGAAAGAUCAGACAAAAAAGAAGUCAACCAAGGACUCGUCGCAAAGGAAAUCCCAAGAAAUGAUGACAGUGGUUCUUCGUGUUUUUGUAGAUGCCAUUCCACACAUCCCAUCUCACAGAAAAAUUAUGCUGUUUGAGAAACUCCUUGCUGUUGUGGGUGUAGAAAGCUAUCUUUGGAGAAUAAUAAUGCUCUUUAUUGAGAGUGUCACUGUGCGAACAUCCAAGCCUUCGACUGAACAAAAAAUAGUUGAAGACAAUGAGGAUGAAAAGGUAACACCGAUUGUAGUUAUAACUAGGAGUAAUACUGAAACUUUUUUAAUGACAGUAGCAUUGACUUUCCUAACUAAUUGAGACCAGGGUUGGUUUAGAUAACCUAUUUGUCAGAUAAAUGAACACUUCCAUGGAAAGAAGCUUGUGCAUGGAAUACAAUAUAUUCUUGCCUAAUUUUUAUGAAUUAUUGCACAAUGUAUUAUUUACAGUAAUCAACAACAGUUAAUUGUGAUUGUGUCAAAUAAUAGAUAACUGGCUCUUAAAAUAAAAUCUGAGGUCACUUUGUCUUGGCAGUGAGUAUAUUGAAAUAUAUAAUAAUUCACAAUUUUGCAGAUAGCAAGUAUCCCAUUCCAGUUACUGCAUACACAGUUUUUAUAUAAAUUUUUUUUAAUGUAUUAGUAUCUUGAACAUUCAACAUACUUUUACUUGUAGUGCUAAAAUAUAUGUAAAAUUUAAUUUUCAGUCCUCCGGUCCAUUAACUGUAUCUGACCAAGAAUUUCUGACUAGCUUGAUAGAGAAAUAUUCCUGUUCCCAGUUAUUCCAGUGCUUUCAAAAAGCUUUGUCUUAUGUCCUGCUACUGCCAGAAGAAAAACAAGACUGUAAGUUUUUAAAGUAUUUGUUCACCUAAAUAAGUCAUAUUUUGGGGUUAAAUUUAUCAACUUUUUUGUAGAAACUUUAUUAUAAGAAACGCUCAAAUGAUAAUCAAAAUUUGCUGCAUUUAGUUUACAGAAUCUUUUUUUUUCUCUUAGCUCAAGUUCUGCAAUUAAACAAAGAAACUUUAAAUCUGGACGAUAUGAGUGCCGAAGACAUGGAAAUAUUUAGCAUUCAGCACCACACUGCUAAACAGCUGAGGCAUUUUAAAUUUGCUACCGUCUUUGCUCUGAAUCACUUUAUUGGGAGCAGUUUUCUGAUAGCUCAGGUUAUAAUUUUAUUUAAUUUCCCAAUGGUGUGUAAAUUAACUUUAAAUAAAAAAGUGUAACAAACCCAUAGAUAUUGAAUCAUUAUUUGUUAUAGUUCUUGAAUAAACUAGACAUGACAUGUAUGAGCAUUAAAGUAAACAAAAUGAAUGCUAUGGAGGAUCAAAUUUAUUAUAAAUUUUGCAUAAGAUUUAAUGUAACAAAUGAAUUUACAUAAGAUUAGUAGCUAAAUUGCUCAGAGGUUUGUUGAUAUUUGUACAAGUUACAAUUUAUUAAAUUGUAAUGGAGUUAGUUAAAGAAAACUAAACAUCCAUUGAGCUUAUUCAUGUAUCUAAUAUUGAAAUGUUUAAAACAUCUGUUUAAAACCUACUUCAUGUGGUUGCUUAAUAGAUGUCAGAAAUGGAUCCUAGAUUCUUUCUAGUUGAUUACCAGCAUAUGAUGGAGACUCUACUACAAUUUAUCAGUCAAGUUACCCAGUCAAAUGAAAAACAUAAAGCAAAGAGCACUGCCAGAUUCUGGAGAAUUCUUCUAAAUAAGUCACACGAUCUAAUGGAAAGUGUAAGGAAAGCUUUUAAUUUAUUCGAUUUAAAAGAAUGUGUAUACUAUAUUCUUCUUAAUUAAGUAUAAUUCUUAUUAACAUUUAAUUCAUUUUUCAAAAGACAAUAUUUUUGUUGUAAGUAUAUUAAUAUGGAUGCAUUUAUGACUAUAAAUUAAAAUGUUAAUGCACAAACUUAUUUGUUUUCAGAAAUUGAGUGUGCUUUUUUUGUUUUUUUUAUUUAUAAAAGUAUCGUUUAAAUUACAAUUUUAUAUAUUUAUACGCUUUGGAGGUCUCCUUAUUUUUGUGACUUUUGAUAUAUUAAGUAUAAUAAAUCAUGUUUGGUUGUAUGGUUCAGUUGGUGAAUCUGCUACCUGACUCCAUGUUCAUGGAAGUUGUAUCUGGGUUGAUGGACCAUUCAUUAUCUCUUGUGCAAAGAAGAGCAAUGGAGCUACUCAAUAACAAGUUGCAACAUUAUAAAGACAAUUUGUCUCAAAGUCAAGUAUGUUGGCUAAUCAUGUUUGAUAUAAAUGUUCUUGGUUUAUCAGAGUUGAAAGAAAUAUCAUCAAUAUUCUGUAAAAGGUUAAAAAAAAAAUAGUUUUUAGAAUUUUAAGAAAAGGUUAAAAAAAAAAAUAGUUUUUAGAAUUUUAAGAUAUCAAAAUGUUAGGUGACUCUUUAAAUUUAACUUGUAACUUAAAUAUAAUUUAAAAUAAAUAUUAUGCUUAAAUAAAUUGAUUUUUGUCUAUUAAUUUCUAUUUUGUAAUUAUGUUUGUUUUUUAAAUCUUGUUUUAGGCUGACAUGCUGCUUUCAAUGACAAGUAAGUUACAGUCAAUAGUCCAUCAGUGUUUGCUCAAAAAAGGCAACGAUGUCAAGGAUGAGUACCUGGUAAAUGGUCAGACAGCACUGUACAGUUUGAAAAUUUUGUGCCGCAUCCUUGCAGAGAAAAAUGUUAAGCCAUUUUUAGAGGUCAGUUAUUAUUAUAUUAUUGUUUUAGGCAAUGUGCUUAACAUAAUCUAUGUAUUUGUAUUUAUGUUUUGCUUUCAACUUCAGCCUGAAAGUAAUUUUACAGUGUUAUUAUUUAAUUUCCAGUCAUACUAUACAUCAUCUUAAUGUUAGAUGAUUUCAUUGCUAUGAGAUAAAGCUUGCAAUAUCAGAUACCCAAAUGCAGGAAAACAAAAGUAACAAUUAAAUAUAUCGUUUGUGUGAUAUUAAAAUGCUCUUUAAUUUAUCUCUGAACUUAUAAAGAAAUAAUACAGGGGGUGGGGGUUGUUUUAUUUUGAAUUCUGUGUUUGAAUUUCAACACAUUUAAGUAAUUUAUAUUAUUAAAAAAAAAUAAGUGGUGUUAGCCAUUAAAUGGCACCUUUUUAUUUACCUUUUUUUUUUUUUUUUUUUUACAUCCUUGGGAAGUUUUUUUUUUUCUUAAGUAUAAUUUAAAAAUUUAAAAUUUUUUUUUUUUUAAUUUUUUUUAUAUUUUUAUUAAAAAUUUAUUUUUUUUUUUUUUUUGUGGUGUUAGCCAUUAAAUGGCACCUUUUUAUUUACCUUUUUUUUUUUUUUUUCUUCACAUCCUUGGGAAGUUUUAUUUAUCCUAAAGUAUACUAUAAAGAUUGAAAAUCUGUUUUUUUUAAAUUUUAUUACGAUUAUUAUUAAAAAUGUAUUUGCUUUUUAUUUUACUAAUUCAAAAAUAUUUGACAGCUGAAAGAGUGUUAAGUGAUACAACUGUCAUGCUGAUAAUCAUCACAAUUCAAUUUAUGGGGGAUCUUGAAACUAUUGGGAAAAAACUUUACUAAAGAUAAAGACACUUAUUUCUGUUGACUUUAAAUGUAAACAUGUUUUUACACUUGUAUUUUUUCUGUAGGUUUUGAGUCUGUGCGUGAAAGUUUUAAAUCACCACAAAGACAAUGGAAUGAUUUCUGCAUCCUCCAUGUUAUGCAUCGCUGAAGUUGUUAGUAGUGCAAAAGUCCACACUAUGGAGUACCUCACAGAAUUUAUGCCACUGUUCAUAUCUCAACUUAAAGCUCCAAUGGUCACACAGUAAGUAUGUGUUAAAAAUAUUUGAUUAGGCACUAAUAAAGAUUUUUGCUAGAUAUUCUCAAUCCACUAUUGCCAAGUGCUAGUUUUUUGUUGCUAUUUCCAAGAGUAAAGGUUACUUUAAACUUUAAUUUAUUCAAACGCUUCCAAUUUCAUGCACUGGUGAUACAGCUGACUUAUUAAUCUUAACCUUUGAAGUCCCAUGGGGUGGUUAAAAGUAUUGUCAUGUUAACUGAAUGUUCUGCUCAAUUAGCUAAAUAUAUCUAUUACCGGUACCAAACAGAAAUGCUUAGAACAUAAACUUAGUCAUUAUUUUUGGUGAAAUUGGGAAACAUGUUUCUAUUGAACACACAUGACUAGAAAAAGUAUAGCUACACUAAAAACUAUGUUUUACUAACAUUUUAAGCUUUGUUACAUAUUUUGUUCCAGACAUGACAUGUUGUUACUUGCUGCUAUUACAUCACUACAAAAGAUAAUAGAGGCGCUUCCACGCUUUCUCAGCCCAUAUCUCAUGGAUAUAAUUGUACAGGUACCACACUUUUUUUCUUUCUUUUUUUUUUUUUUUAUUAUUUUUUAAAAAAAAAUUUCAUGUUUUUUAGUGUAAUAUUUUGAAAUAUAUUUUUUUUUUUUAUAUAAUUGUAAAGGUACCACUAUUUUUUUUUUUUUCUUUUUUUUUUUUUUAUUAAUGUUUAAAAAAAAAGUGCAGGUUUUUAAGAGUAAUAUUUUGAAAUAUAUUUUUGCUUUUCGUUUGUCUAUAAUUUAACUUGUAUUUUUAUAAAAUAGAUAUAGAAUUUAAAUGCAUUUUGCCAAGUAUGUAAGAUAAAUAAAACAAUAUCUCCACCACAUAUUUAAUGUUACAUUAAAUUUUGAAUAGGUUUGCAUCAUCAGUUCCAUUGCUGGUUCUCAUUCAGAAACUCACAAGCCACCAGUAGUGCAGAAAAUUAAACUCAUAUGGUAGGCUCUUAAAAAUAAUAAGACAAUUUUUAUUUUCAAGGUUUUUUUCAAUAGUUGAUAAUAAAAUUAAUAUAGUCUUAUGGUUUUAAAAAAUAUGUCAAUAAUUAAUAUUAGAACUUCUAUAUUGCUUUUUUAUUUGAAAACUUUUUAGGGAUAUAGGUGUACUAAUACACACAAAACUAAUAUUAUUUAAAGCUAGCUGAGAGUUUCAGGAUUAAAUAAAUUUUAAUAUUCAUUUUGAAUGAAACUUUUCUUGCAAAAAAAUUGUUUAUUUGGUCAAAAUUAAUGUCAUCUUGUAGUAACACAUUGGCCACAGUGACACCUACUAGAACAUUCUUGCCUGUGUUAGAAAAAACUUUUACUGCUUUGGAAGACAACUUGGCGGUAAGAAAUAUAGUCUAUCACAUUUGGUUUGGUUUGUCUAUCUGAAUUCCACAUUUAGCUGAAUAUUAAUAUUAUUAUUUUUUUUAUGCUAAUAUUUUGUGCUACAGAUAAAGAUGAAUUUCAUUGUAAGCCAAUUGAAUGAUUUCAAAUUUAAGUUUCUAUUACCUGUAUUCACAUCAUGACUGAUUCUCCUCCUAUAAACCGAUAAACGUACAUGGGUUUCCUUGUAAAAAUGUCUGGUGUGGGUGGAUGAAUAUACCUAUGGUGUUGUUUUGCUUAUAUGUUGUUUUUAUUUCAUUUAUGUAUUUUAUUUUAAUAUUAUGAUUAUGCCUCUUUGCUAUAUAUGUACAGCGCGGUGAGCCCAGCCCUAGGCCGGGGUACCGCGCUAUAUAAGACCACUUAUUAUUAUUAUUAUUAUUAUUCCAAAUAAGCAAAAUAAAUUUUUUUUUUCAAAUAUUUCUACAAUCUUAUUUUUUAACAAUUUUACUAACUAUGCUAAAUUAUAAUUGCCUGAUGUGUACUUAAAUUUUUCCUGGAUUAGAAAACAUUUAUUCUUUCAGUCCUAUUUUAUUCCUGUUUGACAGUUCUAAUGCUGUGUCUCAAUCACUCUCUCUAUGUAUUUAUAUUUGCAUUUCCUAAUCUUUGUGCAUAAUUGGAUAUUAUCAGGAUGAGAGUAAAUUAAUAAACUAUACAUCAAAUAAUUAAAUAUCAAAUACACUAUUUUAUCAAUUACUCCCUUAUGUAAUCUCACUCCAUAAAUGAAUUUUGUAUAUUUUACAGUCAUGUGCAGAUUGUGCCACAUCCAUGUUGAAAGAGCAUAUUGUAAAAAUGUCAAGAGAAGAUCUAACAACAUUCUCUAAGGAUCUCCUUCAGUUUUUCUUUGUUUGCUUUGAUAUACGAACCACACAUACUGAGGUUUAUUUUUUCUUUUCAUUUUUUAAAAAUGUUAUGAUUUUUAAGAAUUGGUUAUGGGCCACAUCAGUUUUAGACAUAAUGUCAAGUAAAAUUUCUUAUUUAGAGUUUAAAAACUUUAGCAGUUUCAAAUUAGCGAUACGUAAGAAAUAUACAGUUUGAUUUUUACCAGUUUUAUGUAAACAUGAAUUGAUAAAGGUUGCUGUAGACAAGAGCUUCGACUUAUGCAAUAACAUUUUUAAAUAUCUAUUCUUCUGACUUAGAUUAAUGAGAUUGACUUGGAUGUCAUUGAAGGAUGUGUGAUGGAAGCAUUUGUAUCUCUUGUAUUCAAGCUCUCAGAAGCUCAGUUUAAACCUAUGCUACUUCAGGUAUUCAAAGUUUUUGCAUUUCAUUCAUCUUUACCACUUUUUUAAACCCAUACGAUAUGUUUCGCCGCAGUGUGCGUCACCCCAAUUUUGGCUGAAUAUCUUUCGCCGCAGAGUGCGUCUUCAUUGGUUUUCUUCAUUCCUUUAGUGUUUUAACUUUUAGUCAAAUAUUUUAUUUAUAGCUUUCUAAACUUUUAUUUAGAAGAGCUUCAACUUCCUUUCUGUGAAUUUUCUGUCGGAUUAUACCAUGUUUUGUGUAUUAUUUGCUAGUUUUUUCACGUUCUAAAAAUUGUAAACAAACAUCAGCUGAUUGAAAUGGCUUUGACGAGUGGUACUAAUGCUAAUAUUAGGUCUGCUCGCUCAAGAUUUAGAUGUAUGACUGCUGAAGGAAGAAGCAAGCCAGUUAAAUAGCUUGGAUGAUUCAUUGGACUCGAAUGAAAACAUUGAAGACGAGGAUAUAGUUUGUUAAUUAUGCGUAAAUAUUUGUGUACCAGACCGGAAUAGUUAUUUUUAUUAUUAACUUUUGGAACACUAUUGUGUUGAGAAAUAAUUCAUAAAUUAGCAAUUUCUUGAGGUGUUGCAACAAAUCUUUCCUCAUACUUUGGAUAUAUAAUAAGGCUUAUUUGCUGAAAAAAUUGUCUUGAUUGGAUUGUUUUUACCUGAUUUAUGGGUUGGUGAGUAGAAUUGUUAUGGGCCACAUAACAUUUUUUUUAAAGAAUUUUUUUAUUUACUUUUACAUAACACUGUUAUAUUACACCUAAAGUUUUUCUCUUAUAUAAUUUUUUUAUCGCUCUUUUAUAAUAAAAACAUAUUCAUUGUUCAAUUAAUUAAAUUUUGAUAUGCUAUAUGAUGAAGGUUUGGUAAACAGAAAGCUGUAUUUUAAGUUAAAAAUCAUCAGGUCAAAUGGAAUUUUAGUCCCCUAAUAUUACUAUGUUCCACUGAAUAAUUGUAAUGUAUUGAAUGGGUUAAGAGACAUCCAAAUUUUAAUUUGUCCUAUUAGGUUUCCUAAAUGUAUUUGAAGGUUUGGAAAACAUCAUGUCGUUCUAAUGUCUUUGAAUGCUGUUAGAAUAUGUAAAAUAAAAAAAUCUCAAAUUUGAAGUUUUUACCUUCCAUACUAGUUUUUUCACAGUUAUUUACUUUGUACUCUAAGAGAUAGAAACCAACAGGAACUUUCAAAUGCUAUUAUGUAAUUUCUCCAGAUUUAUAACUGGGCAACUGACGAAGAUGUCAGUCAUGAGAGAGUUUUAGUAUUUUACAGACUCUGUGACAGGUAAAAUAUUAAAUAAUUUUUAAGAGGCAUUUUAUGUAAAAAUGUAUCUAUCUUUCUAGGAAAUAGUCACUGAAGUAUAUUCAUAGUAUCUAAAAAAUAAUAUAUUUACAGUGCAGUGGUGUAUAGUGAAUUUGAGAAAUGUCCUGUGAUCAUGUUUUCCCAUAUGUGGACAUAUUUUCAUGUACAUUUAUCUAUGUGAUAUAAAUAGACUAAGAUAUAGACUAAGAUUUUGCACAUAUCGUUUCACAUUUAGUUAAAUGCACAUAGAAUAAAUAUAAACCUUAAUCUGUCAAAACUUACUUUUUUUAUUGAAAAAACCAUCUCUAAUAUUAAAAAAAAAAUAUUGCAUUACAAGAAAAGUUUUUUUGACUUAAAGUUAGAAUAAAGAUAUAUCUUUUUUUCCUUUCAGCCUAGCAGCAAAAUUAAAAAAUCUGUUUACCUUGUUUGCUGGUCACAUUAUUAAACACAGUGCUCAAAUGUUGGAUGCAAACAACAAAAGCAAGAUCAGUGAGUAUUUAUUUUCUGCUGAGUUAUGAGCCAACUGCAGUCAGUCAGAUUAAAACAGUAAUAGAAGGAACUGUUCUCCUUUUUCUUCAUUAUAUUAAGGGCCCACGAUCAAUUUAUUGAUCAUUUUGGUUCCUAUGAAUGUAGAGGGGAUUUGCAAUGUUCAGUUAUCACAGAAAUGCAUUCUAGAAUUGUAUUUAUUUCCUGUGCUUCCUCAAAGCCACAUUGCAUCUACUCCCCAGAAUGCACCUAUUUUGGAAAGGACAAGGCUGCUCGUAAAAAAUCUGGCCAUCUGCUUGUUUACAUCACUGAUUGCCUACAGAAAACUUUAGCUCAUGACACUGAAGGUUUCCUCAACAAAGAAAGAUUUGAUAUCAUCAUGCAGCCUUUGGUUGACCAGGUUAUUAUAGUGUUCCAUUUCUGUCACUUUUCUUUAAUGAAGAGAAAAUUAAUAUAAAUUGUGAUUUAAAUGUGUAGAACAUUGAGAAUCAAAUUGUCAUGUAGUGGAGAAAGGUGUUUGAAGAGCACUUCUUACUGGGGCAUAUUUCACAAAAAAUCAUUUUGCUAACAAUCGUUGCAGUUGUUUUCAAGAUUUUAAAAGGCUGGAGCAUUAAGUCUUUUCAGUUCCUUUGUCAUGAUAGCGUUUAAAAUUUAUAAUAAUAUUCAUAUUAUUUUCAAAUUUAAAAUCUGCUACCAAAAUAAUAUUUUCUGUAAAAAUUUUUGAGUAGUGGAGAAGAAUUUCUAAUAUAUUGGUGUUGUUUUCAACUUGAAAAACUAUAAUUCCAAAGAUUUUUUGUUAGAUAUAUAACAAAGCAUAACAGUCACCCCUUCCUACUAACAAUUUUAUUUUCAAAAAACAUAUGAAUGAUUCUUAUUAUGUGUAUAUAUAUAUGUAUAUAUACAUAUAUAUAUAUGAACAAAAACAAACAUAAUUAUAUAUUAUUUUGAUUUGGGUUUUCAAACUUCACAGAUUUUUCCACCAGAUGUUUAUGAUUUUUGUCUUGAGCCAUUAUGAAAUCUGCUUCAAAUUUAAUUUAUGAAUUUAUUUUAAUGUUAAAUCAAAAUAAUUUGCCAAUUUUAUUUCUUUUAAAAAAUGUAUUAUCAUUCUGUUUUAAAGCUUGAAAACACAAUUGGCAAACCAUCGGUUUGUGAGGAUCGUAUCUUGAACCAUGUUGUCCCAUGUGUGGCCAGCCUUGCUGCAGCUGCCCAUGAUGAUUCACUAUGGAAGGACUUAAACUAUCAGAUCCUCCUGAAAACAAGGCAUGAAAAUGCUAAGGUAUGUGUUUUUAGGACAAUUUUUAAAAAUAUUUUUGGGUUUAAUUAAAGUAUAAAUAUAACAACUACAUUUUUGUUUUGUACCUCUUUAUAAAUUAUUAACAUUACUUUUUUUUUGUUCAAUAAAGAUUAUGCAGCAAAGUAGACAUGCAACAAUUUCUUCAUACAAAGUAAACUAAUAGAUAUGUACCAAAUGUGAUCUAACCUUAUGUUUAACUCAAUAUUUCAGGUUCGUAUUUGGGCACUCUCUGCUAUUGAUGCAUUCCACAAACAACUUGGUGAAGAUUACACUCAGCUGGUGCCAGAGACUAUACCAUUCAUGGCUGAACUUAUGGAGGGUAAGCUCUUAUACCAUUUUUUUAAAAAUUAGAAAUACAAAUUCUAUUAUUUAUAUGUCAUAAGCUAAACCAUUUACUACCAGUGAUAAUUUUAAGUAAUUAAUAGAUAAUAUACGUAGUUUAUAAAAAAAAGUAAGAUAAUUCCUUACCAAUAUUGUCAUGUAUAUAAAAUAUGCUAUAUCUAAAUUAUAAUUCUUGUGAACUCACAAAAUAUUCAUUGCAGUUGUAAAAGUCUGCCUAAUAAUUUGUGUAUUACUUUCUUACAGAUGAAUCUGAUGAAGUAGAGAAACACACCCAGAAAGUUUUGGCUGCCAUGGAAAUUUCAGUGGGAGAAAAUCUGCAGGAG